UUGCAUCAGCGUGUGUUGGACGGCACUCACCGGCAAACUUACCUCCCAGCAGCCACUUGUCUUGUUUUAAAGUGAAAAUAUUGCUACUAUUAAAGCCAGUCAUCAGUCCUAACAUUGAGGAAUAGCUACCGACGGCCAGAUGAAGCUCUUUGUAAGUGAAGGCAACCCGCAUUGCCUCAAAGUGUUAGCCACGUUAGAAGAAACUGGAGUUCAGUGUGACGUCCAGUAUGUCAACCACGAAGAGAAAGUCGUGCCCUUCCUUAGCCGUCCAGCCUUGCCAGCCCUGCUCCUACCUAGUGGACAGCACCUUUUCAGCUCCAAUGCCAUCUGCCGAUACAUGUUUGAAGUGAGUGGGCAAGAAUCCAGUGAGCUUUGCAACCAGUGGCUGGAAUGGGAGGCCACAGAUUUUCAGCCUGCACUGCUACAGGCCCUUCACAUGGCAGUGCUGCAGGGGAAGGGAUCAGAGGUCCCUAAAGUCCUCAAGGGGCCCCUAAACUACUUGGACCAAAGCUUAAGCAAGGGGAUCACGCCAUAUUUAACUGGGGAAGUUGUUUCAGUUGCUGAUAUUGUAUUGUGGGCUGCGCUGUACCCUGUUUUCUCUGACUCUUCACUGGCUUUGGGUGAACACAAGUCUGUGAGGGCUUGGUUUGACCGCGUCACUGGUAUGCACAGUAGCAAGUCUGCUGCUCAGAAAGUGCUGCAGGGUAAAGGCCUGCAGGGCAUGAAGAGCUACAUGCAGAGGCAGCCUGCCCCUCAAAGCAGCCAGUGCAGAGACACACAUCCAUGCAACAGCAGCCCUGCUGAGAGUGACGAAGGGGAGCGUGUGGUUUCAGAAGAAGAGAUGGAGGCAGCUGCUCUUACCUGGAGUAAAGGUUUAAACUCCUGUCCAUUCACUACAGACAGACAACACCCAAUUUUGCCACAGGAGGGCAAGCGAAACAUCCUGGUAACCAGCGCCUUGCCGUAUGUCAACAACGUCCCCCACCUGGGAAACAUCAUCGGCUGUGUCCUCAGCGCUGAUGUCUUCUCCAGAUAUGGCCGCCUGCGAGACUACAACCUGCUGUUCGUAUGUGGCACAGAUGAGUAUGGCACAGCUACAGAGAACAAAGCCAGAGAAGAAGGCCUGACUCCGCAGCAGAUCUGUGACAAGUACCAUGCCAUUCACUCCAGCAUCUACAAGUGGUUCCAGAUUGACUUUGACUUUUUUGGCAGGACCACCACAGAGAAGCAAACACAGAUAUCCCAGAAUAUUUUCUGGAGACUCCACGAGCGUGGUUUCCUAAUUGAGGAGACAGUGGAGCAGCUGCGUUGUGAGAACUGUAAGUGUUUCCUGGCUGACCGUUUUGUAGAAGGCACCUGUCCCCACUGCAGCUACCCGGAAGCACGUGGAGACCAGUGUGACAAGUGUGGGCGGCUCAUCAAUGCUGUGGAGCUCAGGGAACCCCAGUGUAAAGUCUGCAGGCAGACUCCAGUCAUUCGCUCCUCCAGACAUCUUUUCCUGGACUUGCCAAAGCUGGAAGCUCAGUUGGAGCAGUGGCUAGACAAGUCAACCAGCGCAGGAGACUGGACAGCAAAUGCCAAACAGAUCACUCGCUCCUGGCUGAGAGAUGGACUCAAACCUCGCUGCAUCACCAGGGACCUUCGAUGGGGAACACCAGUACCUCACCCUGACUUUAAAGAGAAGGUGUUCUACGUGUGGUUUGACGCCCCCAUUGGUUAUCUGUCCAUUACAGCCAACUACACUGACAAAUGGGAAAAGUGGUGGAAGAAUCCUCAUCAGGUGGAGCUGUACAACUUCAUGGCCAAGGACAAUGUGCCAUUCCACAGUGUGGUGUUCCCCUGCUCCCUACUGGGAGCUCAGGACAACUACACUCUGGUCAAUCACCUUGUUGCCACUGAAUAUCUAAAUUACGAGGACACUAAGUUCUCCAAGAGUCGUGGUGUUGGUGUGUUUGGAGACAUGGCCAAGGACACGGGUAUCCCGUCUGAUGUGUGGCGGUUCUACCUGCUGUAUGUGCGUCCAGAGGGACAGGAUUCAGCCUUCUCCUGGGCUGACAUGGCUGUGAAGAACAACUCAGAGCUGCUCAACAACCUGGGCAACUUCAUCAACCGAGCUGGCAUGUUUGUCACCAAGUUCUUUGAUGGCUGCGUGCCUGCAAUGGAGCUCCAGCAGGAAGAUAAGAAGCUCCUGGCUUUGGUGGGCUGGGAGCUGCAGCAGUACAUCCAGCUCAUGGACAAAGUCAAAAUCCGUGAUGCUCUUAAACACAUCCUAAACAUCUCUCGCCAUGGCAACCAAUACAUUCAGGUCAAUGAACCCUGGAAGAAGAUCAAGGGAGGAGACGCAGAAAGGUUGCGUUCAGGCACAGUGACCGGUGUGUCUGUGAAUGUCGCCUGCUUGCUGUCAGUGAUGCUGUUUCCUUACAUGCCAACCGUUAGUCAAACCAUCAGGGAUCAAUUCAAUGCCCCUAACUCUUGCAUGAAUACCAUGUUGCAAGGCACCGGCACGUUCGUAUGUGUCCUGAGUGCCGGCCACCGCAUCGGCACUGUCAGUCCGUUGUUCCAGAAAUUAGAAGCGGACCAGAUUGAGGCUUUGAAGAAGAGAUUUGGUGGACAGCAGAUGACGGCUCAGAGCGCUGCCAACACUCAGUCCGCCACUAUGCCAGCUCCUGCUGCGGCUGCUGAGGUGGCGGCGGUGAACGGCGUGGACCCAGAGAAAGCCAAGCAGCUCACUCAAGCCGUGGCUGAGCAGGGGGACAAGGUGCGAGAACUCAAAGCCCAGAAGGCAGAGAAAGCCGUGAUCACAGCAGAAGUGGCCAAACUACUGGACCUCAAGAAACAGCUGGCUCUGGCGGAAGGGAAGAUCCCUGGGCCUGCACCUCAGAAGGGGAAGAAGAAGUGAGGCAGGAAAAAAACUGAAGGCAAAAUGAUGGAGGUUAGUCAGGGGAAGGAAAGACUAGAAUGGUUUGAGGUAUGAUAGUGGAGAAUGGGAACAAGAUGUACACUAAGAGAGAUGAGGGUAUUAGCUUAAGGCAAAGCCGUGACAGGAUCUAAGACAAUGUGGUAUUGGCACUGAGGACUAAUGAAAUGCUGGAUAGGCCGACGGGGAAAUGAAAACACACAAAGAGAGAGUCAAAUGAAUACAGCUACAGAAUGGAGGGAUUUUUCCAAAUCCCCACACCAAAAGAAACUGAUUUUAUACUCUCCCUGUGAUAAAGUCAGCAUACGAUAUUAGCGUUGGAAGGUGUGUUGAGCAUUUAAACAUGUUUUUAUAUCCUCUGGAAAAUUGUUUUUUUGCUUUUUGCUACAAAUACCCUUUUUGAAUCCCAAAAAAUAAA
Scomber japonicus (chub mackerel) is the source of this 3335-nucleotide messenger RNA. It is a transcript of the gene mars1, whose product is annotated as methionyl-tRNA synthetase 1. The record is from RefSeq and is a predicted model, not a curated record. NCBI's taxonomy places the organism in Eukaryota, Metazoa, Chordata, Actinopteri, Scombriformes, Scombridae. Gene Ontology annotation, biological process: methionyl-tRNA aminoacylation. Gene Ontology annotation, molecular function: methionine-tRNA ligase activity; ATP binding. The transcript is spliced from 21 exons. Bases 140 to 2899 code for a protein of 919 amino acids. Gene Ontology annotation, cellular component: cytosol; aminoacyl-tRNA synthetase multienzyme complex.